AUGUACGGAGGUCCACCACCAAGUGAAGAACAAAAGAAAUUGCAACAGCAAUACGCUUAUGACACUUUGAAAUUUGCUGGUAUUGUAGCUGGUGUCUUGUGGGUUAGUCCAAUUGUUUUCCACUACAUUCAAAGGCAACUUAAGUAA
This is a messenger RNA of Lodderomyces orthopsilosis Co 90-125, 147 nucleotides long. RefSeq lists its product as uncharacterized. The record is from RefSeq and is a predicted model, not a curated record. Lineage: Eukaryota; Fungi; Ascomycota; Pichiomycetes; Serinales; Debaryomycetaceae. The coding region runs from base 1 to 147 and encodes 48 amino acids. The transcript has a single exon.